Molecule: messenger RNA, 306 nt
Organism: Lizanozyma spartinae
Lineage: Eukaryota; Fungi; Ascomycota; Pichiomycetes; Serinales; Debaryomycetaceae
Gene: URM1
Product: ubiquitin-related modifier
Exons: 1
Coding region: 1-306 (101 amino acids)
Biological process (GO): protein urmylation; tRNA thio-modification
Cellular component (GO): cytoplasm; nucleus
Molecular function (GO): protein tag activity
Source: RefSeq, a predicted model, not a curated record
AUGACCAUUUCUUUAAAAGUAGAGUUCCUUGGAGGCUUGGAUGUCAUAUCUAAAAAGGUAAGAGAACAUAAAGUCAAGAUACCGUUUGAAGAAGGUGAGGCUACGAUGAAGGAGGCAAUCGAAUGGAUCUGCCAGAAUAUCAUAGCAGAAGAAAAGGAUAUUGAAGUUUUCAUUGAAGACGAAACUGUUCGUCCAGGUAUCUUAGUAUUGAUUAAUGAUACUGAUUGGGAGUUGGAAGAUAAAGAAGACUAUGUCUUACAGAAUGGAGAUGUAUUGACUUUCACCAGUACAUUACACGGAGGUUAG